AUGUCUCCUCCACCACCGUCUUCCUCCUCUAAUCCGAGUGGGAGCUAUCUGGAGCAGACCGUCUCUCUCCUGAGCACCGCUGCCGACUAUAUGCGCUUGCCGGCCCUGGUAUCUACAGGCGUGGCUGCUGUCUUAACGUCACUCCUCUACUUCAAACAAAAAGCCCUCAUCUACCCGUCUCAUAUGCCCCCGAAUGCUCGGACCGAUGUACCACGACCUUCACAAUAUGGAAUCAAGGACUUCGAAGAGUUGGUCAUACCUACCAAUGACGGAGAGAAGUUGUCGGCUUUCUACAUACGCAGCCCGAGAGGCGGGCGCAACUCAAACUGCACCAUAUUGAUGUUCCAUGGCAAUGCUGGCAAUAUCGGACAUCGAUUACCUAUUGCCCGCAUGAUCAUCAAUUAUAUUGGUUGCAAUGUACUCAUGCUCGAGUAUCGCGGUUACGGUUUGUCGACCGGGGAACCGGACGAGAAAGGAUUGAUGAUCGAUGCCCAGACCGCCCUUGAGUAUCUGCGAGAGCGAGCUGAGACAAGUGAUCACAAAAUUGUUAUUUAUGGCCAGAGUCUUGGAGGGGCUGUGAGCAUCAAGCUUGCUGCCAAGAACCAGAAUGCUGGUGACAUUGUCGGCUUAAUCUUGGAAAACACAUUCCUCUCGAUGCGGUCUCUUAUCCCCUCAGUUAUCCCACCCGCCAAAUACUUGACCCUACUCUGUCAUCAGGUCUGGCCAAGCGAGACGGUGAUUCCCACCAUCACCGAGGUUCCCAUCCUUUUUCUUAGCGGUCUGCAGGAUGAGAUUGUCCCUCCUGCGCACAUGCGCAAACUAUUCGAGCUAGCCACAACCCCGACCAAGAUCUGGAAGCCACUGCCUGGUGGUGAUCAUAACUCGAGUGUGCUUGAAGAGGGCUAUUUCGAGGCGAUAUCCGACUUUGUCUCUAAUGUAGGUGGUGAAGAGCUGCCCGGGAAGAGAGGGUAA
This is a messenger RNA of Truncatella angustata, 972 nucleotides long. RefSeq names its product Alpha/Beta hydrolase protein. The record is from RefSeq and is a predicted model, not a curated record. The coding region runs from base 1 to 972 and encodes 323 amino acids. Gene Ontology annotation, molecular function: palmitoyl-(protein) hydrolase activity. Gene Ontology annotation, cellular component: membrane. The transcript is spliced from 4 exons. Lineage: Eukaryota; Fungi; Ascomycota; Sordariomycetes; Amphisphaeriales; Sporocadaceae.